AUGCAGUUUGUAUCCUGGGCCACACUGCUAACGUUCCUGGUGCGGGACCUGGCCGAGAUGGGGAGCCCAGACGCCGCGGCGGCCGUGCGCAAGGACAGGCUGCACCCGAGGCAAGUGAAAUUAUUAGAGACCCUGAGCGAAUACGAAAUCGCGUCUCCCAUCCGAGUGAACGCUCUCGGAGAACCCGUUUCUACGAACGUGCACUUCAAAAGGAGGCGCCGGAGCAUUAACGCUGCCUCUGACCCCUGGCCGGCCUCUGCCUCGUCUUCCUCCUCCUCCUCUACCUCCGACCAGGAGCAUUACCGCCUCUCUGCCUUCGGCCAGCAAUUUCUAUUUAAUCUCUCCGCCCAUUCCGGAUUUAUCGCUCCACUGUUCACUGUCACCCUUCUCGGGACGCCCGGGGAGAACCAGACAAAGUUUUAUUCUGAGGAGGAAGCGGAACUCAAGCACUGCUUCUACAAAGGCCAUGUCAAUACCAAGUCUACCAAGUCCCAGCACACGGCGGUCAUCAGCCUCUGCUCAGGAAUGCAAACACAGCCGCCCAGGAGCGGAGCAGCUGAGCGCAGGCAGGACCCGACUCCUUAUUGGCGCGUCUCGAGUCAGGGGUGUGGGCUGAGGAUCCCCAGCCUCGGGUAUGGGGAGUUCCUUCUGUGUGUCGUGGAGGGCGAACGCAAAAAUAGUCACAGUGAAGACAAGAGGAAAAUGAGAACAAGAAAAUGGGGAGAGAAGCGUAGCCUGGCUGACGAUGUGGCGGUAUUAAAAAGCAGCUUAGCAACAAAGGCUCUGCCUGCCUCUGGUAACAAGACGGACAGCACGAGGGAAAAGAGGACCCACAGAAGAACAAAACGUUUUUUAUCCUACCCACGGUUUGUAGAAGUGAUGGUGGUGGCAGACAACAAAAUGGUUUUAUACCACGGAGCAAACCUUCAGCACUAUAUUUUAACUUUAAUGUCAAUUGUAGCCUCUAUCUAUAAAGACCCAAGUAUUGGAAAUUUAAUUAAUAUUGUUAUUGUGAACUUAGUUGUGAUUCAUAAUGAACAGGAAGGACCUUCCAUAUCUUUUAACGCCCAGACAACAUUAAGAAAUUUUUGCCAGUGGCAGCACUCCAACUAUCCAGGUGGAAUCCAGCAUGACACCGCUGUUCUCGUAACGAGACAGGAUAUCUGCAGAGCUCAUGACAAAUGUGACACCUUAGGUCUUGCUGAACUGGGUACCAUCUGUGAUCCCUACCGAAGCUGUUCUAUUAGUGAAGACAGUGGACUGAGCACGGCUUUCACAAUAGCCCACGAGCUGGGCCAUGUGUUCAACAUGCCUCACGAUGACAACAAUAAGUGCAAAGAGGAAGGAGUGAAGAGUCCCCAGCAUGUCAUGGCUCCCACAUUGAACUUCUACACCAACCCCUGGAUGUGGUCAAAAUGUAGUCGAAAAUAUAUCACUGAGUUUUUAGACACUGGUUACGGUGAGUGUUUGCUUAAUGAACCUGAAGCCAGACGCUACCCUCUGCCUCCCCAACUGCCGGGCCUCCUUUACAACGUGAAUAAACAAUGUGAAUUGAUUUUUGGACCAGGUUCUCAGGUGUGCCCAUAUAUGAUGCAGUGUAGACGGCUCUGGUGCCAUAAUGUGGACGGAGCGCACAAAGGCUGCCGGACUCAGCACACGCCCUGGGCAGACGGGACAGAGUGUGAGCCUGGAAAGCACUGCAAGUUUGGAUUUUGUGUUCCCAAAGAAAUGGAGGUCCCUGUGACUGAUGGAUCCUGGGGAAGUUGGAGUCACUUUGGAACCUGCUCAAGAACGUGUGGAGGGGGCAUCAAAACUGCCAUUCGUGAGUGCAACAGACCAGAGCCCAAAAAUGGUGGGAAGUACUGUGUAGGACGUAGGAUGAAGUUUAAGUCCUGCAACACAGAGCCAUGUCUCAAGCAGAAGCGAGACUUCCGAGAUGAACAGUGUGCUCAGUUUGACGGGAAGCAUUUCAACAUCAACGGUCUGCUUCCCACUGUGCGUUGGGUCCCUAAGUACAGUGGAAUUUUGAUGAAGGACCGUUGCAAGUUGUUCUGCAGGGUGGCAGGUAACACGGCCUACUACCAGCUGCGAGACAGAGUGAUAGAUGGGACGCCCUGUGGCCAAGACACCAGCGAUAUCUGUGUCCAAGGCCUCUGCCGGCAAGCUGGAUGCGACCACGUUUUAAACUCAAAAGCCCGGAGAGAUAAAUGUGGAGUUUGUGGUGGUGAUAAUUCUUCGUGCAAAACAGUGGCAGGAACAUUUAACACAGUGCAUUAUGGUUAUAAUACUGUGGUCCGAAUUCCAGCCGGUGCUACCAAUAUCGACGUGCGGCAGCACAGUUUCUCAGGGAAAUCAGAGGAUGAUAACUACUUGGCUUUAUCAAGCAGUAAAGGUGAAUUCUUACUAAAUGGAGACUUCGUGGUCACAAUGUCUAAAAGGGAAAUCCGCAUUGGGAACGCUGUGAUAGAGUACAGCGGGUCCGACAAUGUCGUGGAAAGAAUUAACUCCACAGACCGCAUCGAACAAGAACUUUUGCUUCAGGUGUUGUCGGUGGGAAAGUUAUACAACCCUGAUGUGCGCUAUUCAUUCAAUAUUCCAAUUGAAGACAAACCCCAGCAGUUUUACUGGAACAGUCACGGGCCCUGGCAAGCCUGCAGCAAACCCUGCCAAGGGGAGCGGAAGCGCAAACCCGUUUGCACCCGGGAAUCUGAUCAGCUUACGGUUUCUGAUCAAAGAUGUGACCGGCUGCCCCAGCCAGGACCCAUUACUGAACCUUGUGGCACAGACUGUGACCUGAGGUGGCACAUUGCCAGCAGGAGUGAAUGUAGCGCCCAGUGUGGCUUGGGUUACCGCACACUAGACAUCUACUGUGCCAAAUAUAGCAGGCUAGAUGGGAAGACCGAGAAGGUUGACGACAGUUUUUGCAACAGUCACCCCAAACCAAGCAACCGGGAAAAGUGCUCAGGAGAAUGUAACACGGGUGGCUGGCGCUAUUCUGCCUGGACUGAAUGCUCCAAAAGCUGUGAUGGUGGCAGCCAGAGAAGAAGGGCGAUUUGCGUCAACACCCGCAACGAUGUACUGGACGAUCGCAAAUGCGCACAUCAAGAGAAAGUCACCAUUCAGAGAUGCAAUGAGUUCUCUUGUCCACAGUGGAAGUCAGCAGACUGGUCAGAGUGCCUGGUCACCUGCGGAAAAGGACAUAAGCACCGCCAGGUCUGGUGUCAGUUUGGGGAAGAUCGAUUAAACGAUAGAAGCUGUGACCCUGAGACCAAGCCAGCCUCCAUACUGACUUGUCAGCAGCCAGAAUGUGCGUCCUGGCAGGCGGGUCCCUGGGGACAGUGCAGUGUCACUUGUGGACAAGGAUACCAGCUGAGGGCAGUGAAGUGCAUCAUUGGGACUUACAUGUCAGUGGUCGAUGACAAUGACUGCAAUGCAGCCACUAGACCAACUGAUACCCAGGACUGUGAAUUACCAUCUUGUCACCCUCCCCCAGCUGCCCCGGAAGGAAGAAGAAGCACGCAGAGUGCACCAAGAACCCAGUGGCGAUUUGGGUCUUGGACACCAUGCUCAGCCACUUGUGGAAAAGGUACUCGGAUGAGAUAUGUCAGCUGUCGGGACGAAGACGGCUCUGUGGCUGACGAGAGCGCCUGUGUGACUCUGCCUAGACCAGUGGCAAAGGAAGAAUGUUCUGUGACUCCCUGUGGGCAGUGGAAAGCUUUGGACUGGAGCCCUUGCUCCGUGACUUGUGGGCAAGGCAGGGCGACCCGGGAAGUGGUGUGUGUCAACUACAGUGACCACGUGAUUGAUCGGAGUGAGUGCGAUCCAGACUACAUCCCAGAAACCGACCAGGACUGUUCCACCUCACCAUGCCCUCAGCGGACCCCAGACAGCGGUCUCGCUCAGCACCCCUUCCAAAGCGAGGAUUUCCGCCCCAGAAGCGCGGGCCCCAGCCGCACCCAUGUGCUUGGUGGAAACCAGUGGAGGACUGGCCCCUGGGGAGCAUGUUCCAGUACCUGUGCUGGUGGAUCCCAGCGACGUGUUGUGGUAUGUCAGGACGAAAAUGGAUACACUGCAAAUGACUGCGUGGAGAGGAUAAAACCCGAUGAGCAAAGAGCCUGUGAAUCUGGCCCUUGUCCUCAAUGGGCUUAUGGCAACUGGGGAGAGUGCACAAAGCUAUGCGGUGGGGGCUUGCGCACAAGACUGGUGGUCUGCCAGCGGCCCAGCGGUGAGCGGUUUCCAGAUCUGAGCUGUGAAAUCCUUGAUAAGCCUCCAGAUCGCGAGCAGUGUAACACACACGCUUGUCCGCAAGACGCUGCCUGGAAUCACGGCCCUUGGAGUUCGUGUUCUGUCUCUUGUGGUCGAGGGCAUAAACAACGAAAUGUUUACUGCAUGGCAAAAGAUGGAAACCAUUUAGAGAGUGAUUACUGUAAACACCUUGCUAAGCCAAGUGGGCACAGAAAGUGCAGAGGAGGAAGAUGCCCCAAAUGGAAAGCUGGCGCCUGGAGUCAGUGCUCUGUGUCCUGCGGCCAAGGCACACGGCGGAGAAGUGUGAGCUGUCAGACGGGAACACACAAAACAGCCAGAGAGACUGAGUGCAACCCCUACACCAGACCAGAGUCAGAACGCGCCUGCCAAGCCGCACCGUGUCCUCUCUAUGCCUGGAGGGCAGAGGAAUGGCAAGAAUGCACCAAGACGUGUGGCGAGGGCUCCAGGUACCGCAAGGUGGUGUGUUUGGAUGUGGACAAAGGCACUGAGGUUCACGGCCUACGCUGCGACACGAGCAAGCGGCCUGCGGACCGGGAGAGCUGUAGUUUGCAGCCCUGCGAGUAUGUCUGGAUCACAGGAGAAUGGUCAGAGUGCUCAGUGACCUGUGGAAAGGGCUACAGACAAAGGCUCGUCUCCUGUAGCGAGAUUUACACCGGGAAGGAGAAUUAUGAGUACAGCUACCAAACGGCCGUCAACUGCCCGGGCACUCAGCCCCCCAGCGUCCAUCCGUGCUACCUGAGGGAGUGCCCUGUGUCGGCCAGCUGGAGAGUCGGCAACUGGGGCAGCUGCUCAGUGUCCUGUGGUGUGGGAGUGACACACAGAUCUGUGCAGUGUUUAACCAACGAGGACCAGCCCAGCCACUUAUGCCCUGCCGACCUGAAGCCAGAAGAAAGGAAAACUUGUCACAAUAUCUAUAACUGUGAGUUACCCCAGAACUGCAAGGAGGUAAAGAGACUGAAAGGUGCCACUGAAGAUGGUGAAUACUUUCUGCUCAUCGCGGGAAAGCUCCUGAAGAUAUUCUGUGCAGGGAUGCAGUCUGACCACCCCAAAGAGUUCAUAACCCUGGUCCACGGUGACUCAGAAAACUUCUCCGAGGUAUACGGGCACAGGCUGCACAACCCAACCGAAUGUCCCUACAACGGGAGCCGACGGGAUGACUGCCAGUGUCGGAAGGACUACACGGCAGCUGGGUUUUCCAGCUUCCAGAAAAUCAGAAUAGACCUGACCACGAUGCAGAUAAUAACCACUGACUUACAGUUUGCCCGGACCAGCGAAGGACACCCUGUCCCUUUUGCCACAGCCGGGGACUGCUACAGUGCUGCCAAGUGCCCGCAGGGUCGUUUUAGCAUCAACCUUUACGGGACCGGCCUGUCUUUAACUGACUCAGCCAGAUGGAUAUCACAAGGGAACUACGCGGUCUCCGACAUUAAGAAGUCCCCGGACGGUACCCGAGUCAUGGGAAAAUGCGGUGGCUACUGUGGGAAAUGUACUCCGUCCUCUGGCACUGGCCUGGAGGUUCGAAUUUUAUAG
Messenger RNA from Puma concolor (puma), 5796 nucleotides. The record is from RefSeq and is a predicted model, not a curated record. Lineage: Eukaryota; Metazoa; Chordata; Mammalia; Carnivora; Felidae.